Spirodela intermedia is the source of this 3348-nucleotide messenger RNA. The record is from the annotation of a GenBank genome assembly. NCBI's taxonomy places the organism in Eukaryota, Viridiplantae, Streptophyta, Magnoliopsida, Alismatales, Araceae.
AUGAGAGUAGGAGAAGUGGGAACUCCCAGGCUAGGGGGGAGGCAGCGGCAACGGCUGCAUAGACUGUCCGCGCGGCGACCGCGGGGGAUGCUCUGCUGGAUCCUGGUCCUCUUGCUGCUAGCCGUGAUCCCACCCGUCUUCUUCCACUUCAGACUGAGGCGCCUCCCCAAGGUGAAGGGGGAUCCUCAACCUCUAGCACGAUGCGUGCUCGCUUGGGCGCGGAUCUGAACUUGAAUUUUGCGGCGGUGCCCGAUCGAGUUUCUUUGUCCUGUCCUGCUUCCUUGCAGAAGCGAUCGCAAAAGUGCGCGUGGAUGGAUGAUCCCCCUCUCGUAUGUGCCCAUGGUGGCGAUGCCAGCAAGUCUGCUCCCAAUACCGUAAGUGUCCGGCGAUCGGGAACAUUAGUUUCGCACUCUCUAUUGCGGGCGCAUUAGUCUCGACUACGCAUACCUUCGCUAGCUCGAUAUUCCUAGGAUUUUCUCCCAAGUCUUGUGCUGUGGCUACGUUACGACUUCAGCUUGAUUAUCAUAAUGUCUUACUUCCUGUUGUAACCUCUCUACCAUAUAAAACCCUGUUAAGGGAAAUCAGUGAUGAUAUUUCUCUCCUGAUUCUUGAAAUCAGAAGUAAUAUCUUCUGACUAGAAUCGUUGAGCUGAACUACCUUUUUGGUAUGUUGUGAAGUCCAUCGACACUUCCUGGCCCGGAUACUUUUAGCCGAAUAAUCUUCCCCGUGCAGCUUUGUCAGGAAUAUGAAGUCUUGGCUUCUCAUCGGGACACAUACUGUGGCAAUACUGACAUAUACGUCCGUGCUCUGAUUUUAAGCCACAGAAUCAACAUUGUUCACCGCUAGUAGUUUCUUGCCCUUUGUGUGUGCUAUUUCUCUGGCAUUGAAUUUUUGGAGUUCAGUAUCAGGGUUGGUGUUGAAUCUAAUUUCCUUUCUAGAAUGGUUGUUGUUGGGAUCUCUUUUGGCUUCACAUUAGGAAUCGUAUUCUGUCAAGGAUCGGUGUGAGAAACUUGUGUCAGAUACCAUUCUCUGUGCAUUCCUAUUUUAUAGCUGGCACAAUCCAAUAUAUGAAUUCCUUUUCACUUAAAUUAUGCAAUGAUUCAAGAUGGGUGAAGGAUAAUCUCCGAGUUCAAUGCGCACCUACUGCUUAGGAGCCAUCUGUAUGACUGCUAGAGAAGAAAGAUGAAGUGUUUCUAUCGAUUUUAGAAUCGUUUUUUCCUUCCCUGGUGCUAUGGCACGUAAAUUAUAUCCAGCUAUUGAUUUUAAGUUCAUUAAGUAUGCUUGUUGAAACUAAAUAAACAGAUUGCAGUAAGGGCGGAUAGUAGGGUUUGGUUGCGCUCUCUGACCUAUAUGUUAAUCGUUAAGUGUUCCUUUCAUUUUCUUAUCUCAUUACUUAUUUGUUAAUGGCAGAUGGGUGCAUAUCAUGAGGCCCUUCGUGCUAAUGUAGACUGCAUUGAGAUAGACGUCUCUCGCUCUUCUGAUGGAGUGCUAUUUGCUCUUCAUGAUAGGUAUAUUCCAGAUUCUCCAUUCAUUUGAUUUCUAAUACAAUCUGGCUGUUCAUUCUACAAUUGAAGCGAAUUGUUAUGGCACUUGAUUUUACAGCUCUAUAUGAACGUCAAUAUAGUUUCUUUUUUAUCAGUGUUUAGGAGAAAGGAUGCAGUAGGAAAAGAAAAAAAGGUUAUUGUUUAGGUAGUAAAAGGGAAUCACUUGAAAAAUUAGGAGUGAGAGAGGAUGAAAAUUAAUGACUGACUUUUCUCGUGAUUUUUAUCUUGAUUUCAUUUUUUUGUGAAAGCUCGUCUCCUUGGAAGAGAAGUUUACUGCUAUAAGCUCGUUGGCUAGGCUUUCUUUGAACUAACAACUCUGUAACUAAAUUAUUUAAUAAUUCUUUUCAUGAAAAGCAACUAACGGAUGGACAAAUAAAACGCGGGCCACCUUAUAAACUUUUCAUCUACCUGGUGCCCAGACCUUAUGCACUACUCUACCUUGGCACUUGACAUUGAUUUGUAUGUUCUGCAAGUUCUGCUAACUGGUGUUAACUUCUAUGCUAUUCCCCUGGCAUCCGUGAAGAUGAAGCAGUUUCCCUUUCAUUUUUUAGUUGUGUUUUACGUCAGUAAAACAAAAGGGAAUAUUUGAUUCUCAUAUGACACAGGCAGGGAUUUGCAGAGGAUGACUGGCAAUGACACUAUCAAAGUCGGCUAUUUGAGAAAAGAUGAGGUAAAAGUCUCUUCAAAUAUCGUAGAUGUGUCUGGGCCGUGCAGUGUCCUGCCCGCUUAUUUAUUUAUGAAGUAUCAGAUUCCCACUUGUGCCUGUAGGUGGAGAGACUAGAUGCCAGCUUGCGGUUGCCACACAAAAGAGAGAACCAAGAAGUGCUCACCGUCGAGGACGCAUUACUGGUAUCAGACAUUCCUAGUAGCUAUGCCCGAUGCUUGAAGAUCUUCUUGCGUUCUUGGCUGCAAAUGUGCUUAUCUGAUUAAUGCGGUUUCAUGAGUCUCUCUCGUUGUAUGCAUUGUGCAGCUGGUAUCGAAAUCUGUGAAACGAGUGGUUCUUGACGCCAAAGUUGGUCCUCCAUUGUACGAGAAAGGCCUAGCGAAGGAUAUACUCUCCAUUGUAAGCCUGCCCUGGUGCUCGUUACCCAAUUAAAGCUCCUCUUGUCUGUAGGCUCUUUCUCGCCUCCUGUUUGACUAAGCCUUCUACUCUCUGGUUUUUCUACGCCCCAACUCAGGUUCAGAAGACGAAUUGCGGGAACUGCAUCAUCUGGGCGAAGAACGACAUCUUAGUGCGAGACAUUCUAAAGCAAUCUCAGGACGUUCAGGUGAUCAGUGCACCCCAUUUCCCUUCAUAGAAAGUGUCGCUUCAUCCCCCACCCUCAGGGCUGGAGAGUACGAUUGUUACCCUGGUUGGGAUCUCAUUCUCUCAUCCUCCCCUGACAAUUCUCUUCCUAAUGGAACCAACAGAUUGGAUACAUUGUAAUGAGGGAUCCUUCUACGGGAGCCAGAAGCAAGCUACUGAGGAUGAAGGGAGCAGACGUCGUUGGAGUCUACCAUCCCCUAAUCGAAGAGAAGAUGAUGAGAACACUCCAUGGGUAAGAUGGGCUCUGCUUUCACAUCAUUAAUGGUCGCAAUAGAUGAACGUCUCCAUUCUCUAUGGCUGCGGUGUUUCCUCAAAAGGUAAUCAUCUUCCUGCAGGGGAGGGAAGAAGGUGUAUGCUUGGACCGUGGACGAUGAGCCAUCGAUGCAGAGAAUGCUGUAUGAGAGCGUAGACGCUGUGAUCACCAGUCGGCCAACGCUUCUUCAGGAGGUCUUGCGGAAGAUGAAAGCCGAGUGCCGCGAGGGUUUCCUCUUCUGGUGA